Molecule: messenger RNA, 855 nt
Organism: Acanthisitta chloris (rifleman)
Lineage: Eukaryota; Metazoa; Chordata; Aves; Passeriformes; Acanthisittidae
Gene: TOR1B
Product: torsin family 1, member B (torsin B)
Exons: 4
Biological process (GO): nuclear membrane organization; protein localization to nucleus
Cellular component (GO): endoplasmic reticulum lumen; nuclear envelope; endoplasmic reticulum
Molecular function (GO): ATP binding; kinesin binding; ATP hydrolysis activity
Source: RefSeq, a predicted model, not a curated record
CCCGCAGCGCUGAAGGAGCAGCUGGACAACAGGCUCUUCGGGCAGCACCUGGCCAAGGAUGUGGUGCUGAAGGCGGUGAUGGGCUUCAGCAACAACCCCAGCCCUAAGAAGCCGCUGAUGCUCUCGCUGCACGGCUGGGCUGGCACCGGCAAGAAUUUCCUCAGCCAGAUCCUGGCGGAGCACAUCCAUCCCGCCGGCCUGCGCAGCAAGUUCGUCCAUCUCUUCCUGGCCACGCUGCACUUCCCUCACCCCGACCAGGUCAAGACCUAUAAGGAACAGCUGCAGAAUUGGAUUCGGGGCAACGUCAGUGCCUGUCCCUCCUCUGUCUUCAUUUUUGAUGAGAUGGACAAAAUGCAUCCAGGUCUCAUUGAUGCCAUCAAGCCAUUCCUGGACUAUUACGAGGAGGUCGAUGGGGUGUCCUACAGGAAAGCCAUCUUCAUCUUCCUCAGCAAUGCAGGUGGUGACUUAAUUAAUAAAGCAGUUCUUGAUUUCUGGACAAGUGGAAAGCGCAGGGAAGAUAUUCAGCUGAAAGACCUGGAGCCCAUGCUGUCUGUAGGAGUUUUCAACAACAAGAAUAGUGGACUGUGGCACACCAGCCUCAUUGACAGGAACCUCAUUGACUACUUUGUCCCCUUCCUGCCCCUGGAGCACAGGCAUGUGAAGAUGUGUGUCAGAGCCGAAAUGACAGCGCGUGGCUACGCUGUUGAUGAGGGCAUUGUUCAAGCAGUGGCUGAUGAGAUGACUUACUUCCCCAAGGAGCAGAAAAUCUACUCUGAUAAAGGCUGCAAGACUGUACAGGCCAAGCUGGAUAUUCAUGAAGACCUUGUGAUCAGAGAUAGAAAAACCAAGGGUUGA